GCUGAAUCGAUUUACCGGAAAGUAGCUGAACAGCUGAUCUGAAAUAGUUUUAGUGUUUGUCGUGGGUCCUUUGAAACAGUUAUUAACCGAAAGGAAUUCCCAGUUAUCUGAUGAAUGCAAUACAGAAUGUUUUACGCUCACAUCAGAUUCUGCAUAUUUUUAAAGCUUGUUCUCAGACUAUAUUUUACAGAGUACAUAUUGGGCAGAUCAGGCAAUUCUCUGACCUUCACCACUCUCGCUAUAACAGUGAAGAACAGAAACAGAUAUUACAGGUACUUAAUGAAUCCAGUGCAGAAGAAAUGUGCAGGUUUAAUGUCAGCAAAUAUCGUGUAAAUAGCUUACAGCGGUUUCGGCGUAAACAUGGCCAAUUUGGCACAUUAGAUGAUGUUCUUGAGGUGGAUGGUUUGGGAGUAAAGGUACUGGAAAGACUGUGUGACAGUAUAUUGAAACAAAUUUCUGGAUCUGAAAUGGAAACCCCAGUAGAGAUGGCUCAAGCAAAGAAAAAGGUGACAUCACCCAAGAACAGAAGAAGCCAGAUGCUAACCCCAACACUUCAGUUCGACCAGAAAAUAACCGUGGAGAGUGCUGUGGGAAUUCAUAUUGGUGUCGGUACCUUAACAUGGGCCCACAUUGAUUGCAGUGGUAAAUUACUUCAGUGGGAUCUCUACAAUCUUGAAUUUGGUAACAGGAAAUUGCAUGUCACAUCUUUGUUUCAAAUUGUUCAGGGUAUAUGUGAAAGACUGCCCAAGGGAGAUGUGUUUAUCAUGGAAGAUAAUGUUGGUUUCAUGCAGUCACUUCAGCAGACACCUGCAUCUGUAUCCAUCAACUUGCAGACAUCACAGCUGACUGCCAUGUUGGUAGCCUUGCUCAACAAUUCUCCAUUGUCUGAAGAAGAGUCAUCAUUUCAAUAUGAACAUCGUGUGUUUUUCUUACGAUCCCAGCUACCAGCACGUCUGUUUGGAAUUCUCGUUGGGACAGAGAGGGUGUCUGCACAGGCAGUGGUAUUAGACAUUCUCUGUGGAACUCAGAAAAAUUCAACAACUGAACCAUCCGACAGGAACCUAACUUCUGAUGUAUACACCCCUAUUAGGGUUGAUAAAAACUUGACAGAAGCGUACCUCAUGAGGACAAGUGUCGAGAAGGAGAGCUUAUGUUGGGGUCUGCUACUGACUAUGGCAUUCAUGGAUCUUAUUAUGCAUCAAAACCCCCGAAGUCUGGGAGCAAUUAAUAGUAGGAAGUCGUGAUGAGGCAGGGUGUGUAGAAGGAAAAGUUCAUGUGUCAUGUGUCUCGAAAAGGCAUGCAGGAUUUAUUGCAAGUGAAAUGUUAUCAUGAGCAUGACCAGAGUGAAUAUCAAUGCAAAAUCAGUUGAGAUCUGUGGAUUAGUAUAAUUUCCUGACUUUUCAUACAAAUUUUUUUGGUAUAGGCCAGGAACUUUAAUCUCAGAGGCUUCACGUAAUGUGUAGCUCUUCCUUGCUGCCUCUGUUGGUUUCCAUGUAGUUGGCUCUUAGCCUUUCCACUGAUGGUAAAUGAAUGGCUGUGUGAUAGCUCGUAUUUAUCGAUCAGAAUUUGGAUCUAGCCAAUGUUAAUCUUCACAAAUCGAUAUAUUUCUUAUCUUUAAAACUAAUUUUGUUUAUAAAACAAUAAUUUCAUACACUUUUUUUUACAUUACAGCAACAUAUAUUUUGUGGAAGAGUUCUUUCCAUAACAUACAACAGUAUUUUCCACUUUGGUAGAACUGUUCCCAGCUUAACAGUAAAGGGAUUAAAAUUUGGGUGGAAACAACAGUUCUUUUGCACUGUUUCAGUAGGAAGAUGUCUCCUUGUAUGUAUGGGCAAAUAAACUGACAGUUAAUAAUAAAUGCUCUAUUUUUA
Messenger RNA from Cryptotermes secundus, 1871 nucleotides. RefSeq lists its product as uncharacterized. The coding region runs from base 111 to 1244 and encodes 377 amino acids. The transcript is spliced from 6 exons. The record is from RefSeq and is a predicted model, not a curated record. Gene Ontology annotation, cellular component: mitochondrial nucleoid. Gene Ontology annotation, biological process: transcription elongation by mitochondrial RNA polymerase; mitochondrial transcription. Gene Ontology annotation, molecular function: DNA polymerase processivity factor activity. NCBI's taxonomy places the organism in Eukaryota, Metazoa, Arthropoda, Insecta, Blattodea, Kalotermitidae.